Messenger RNA from Piliocolobus tephrosceles (Ugandan red Colobus), 3404 nucleotides. It is a transcript of the gene SLC12A9, whose product is annotated as solute carrier family 12 member 9. Gene Ontology annotation, biological process: chloride ion homeostasis; cell volume homeostasis; potassium ion homeostasis. The transcript has 15 exons. The record is from RefSeq and is a predicted model, not a curated record. NCBI's taxonomy places the organism in Eukaryota, Metazoa, Chordata, Mammalia, Primates, Cercopithecidae. The coding region runs from base 180 to 3005 and encodes 941 amino acids. Gene Ontology annotation, molecular function: potassium:chloride symporter activity. Gene Ontology annotation, cellular component: membrane.
UGGUGGGGGUGGUGACAGGCUCCGGGCCUGGCAUCCCGGUAGCCGCAGCUGUCUUUUCCGGCCCCGGUGCGCUCUCCGCCCCAAGGCGGAGCCCCCCGGCUUGCGGGGAUCCCUCGAGCGCUGCGUCCUGUGGGUGGGUCACCUAACCUAUUUGUGGCUUCCACUACCUGUGCUCAGCCAUGGCCAGCGAGAGCUCGCCUCUGCUGGCCUACCGACUCCUGGGGGAGGAGGGGACUGCCCUCCCUCUCAAUGGGGCCGGGGCUCCUGGAGGGGCAUCUGCCCGGAAGCUGUCCACCUUCCUGGGUGUGGUGGUGCCCACUGUCCUGUCCAUGUUCAGCAUAGUUGUUUUUCUGAGGAUUGGGUUCGUGGUGGGCCAUGCUGGGCUGCUGCAGGCUCUGGCCAUGCUGCUGGUUGCCUACUUCAUCCUGGCGCUCACCGUCCUCUCUGUCUGUGCCAUCGCCACCAAUGGAGCUGUGCAGGGGGGCGGAGCCUACUUCAUGAUCAGCCGCACAUUGGGGCCCGAGGUCGGGGGCAGCAUUGGGCUCAUGUUCUACCUGGCUAACGUCUGUGGCUGUGCCGUCUCCCUGCUGGGCCUGGUGGAGUCUGUGCUUGAUGUCUUCGGGGCCGAUGCCACAGGGCCCAGUGGGCUCCGGGUCCUGCCCCAGGGCUAUGGCUGGAACCUGCUGUAUGGCUCCCUCCUGCUGGGCCUUGUGGGUGGGGUCUGCACCCUGGGAGCUGGCCUCUAUGCCAGGGCCUCAUUCCUCACAUUCCUGCUGGUCUCCGGCUCCCUGGCCUCCGUGCUCAUCAGCUUUGUGGCUGUGGGGCCGAGGGACAUCCCCUUGACCCCUCGGCCUGGCCCCAAUGGCUCCUCCCUGCCGCCCCGGUUUGGCCACUUCACCGGCUUCAACAGCAGUACCCUGAAGGACAACUUGGGUGCUGGCUACGCUGAGGACUACACCACAGGAGCCAUGAUGAAUUUUGCCAGCGUCUUUGCUGUCCUCUUUAACGGCUGUACAGGCAUCAUGGCUGGGGCCAACAUGUCAGGGGAGCUGAAGGACCCCAGCCGGGCGAUCCCUCUGGGCACGAUAGUCGCUGUCGCCUACACCUUCUUCGUCUAUGUCCUGCUUUUCUUCCUCUCCAGCUUCACCUGUGACAGGACCCUGCUGCAGGAAGACUAUGGGUUCUUCCGCGCCAUCAGCCUGUGGCCCCCACUGGUGUUGAUCGGAAUCUAUGCCACCGCGCUCUCAGCGUCCAUGAGCUCGCUCAUUGGCGCCUCCCGCAUCCUCCAUGCCCUGGCCCGGGAUGACCUCUUUGGAGUGAUCUUGGCGCCGGCCAAGGUUGUGUCCCGGGGCGGAAACCCCUGGGCGGCUGUACUGUAUUCUUGGGGCCUGGUGCAGCACUUUGGAUCAAUGGCACGCCUCUUGGCCCCUGCCCAGCUGGUGCUCCUGGCCGGGAAGCUGAACACGCUGGCUGCCGUGGUCACUGUCUUCUACCUGGUGGCCUAUGCCGCUGUGGACCUGUCCUGCCUGAGCCUGGAGUGGGCCUCGGCCCCCAACUUCCGCCCCACCUUCAGCCUGUUCUCCUGGCACACCUGCCUGCUGGGGGUAGCCUCCUGCCUGCUCAUGAUGUUUCUCAUCAGCCCUGGUGCGGCCGGUGGCUCCCUGCUCCUCAUGGGUCUCCUGGCUGCCCUGCUCACCGCGCGAGGAGGCCCCAGCAGCUGGGGCUAUGUCAGCCAGGCCUUGCUUUUCCACCAGGUGCGUAAGUAUCUGCUCCGGCUGGAUGUCCGCAAGGAUCACGUGAAGUUCUGGCGGCCCCAGUUGCUGCUCCUGGUGGGGAACCCCCGGGGCGCCCUGCCUCUGCUGCGGUUGGCCAACCAGCUUAAGAAGGGGGGGCUCUACGUGCUGGGCCACGUCACCCUGGGAGACCUUGACUCCCUCCCCUCGGACCCUGUGCAGCCGCAGUACGGGGCAUGGCUCAGCCUGGUGGACCGGGCCCAGGUGAAGGCUUUUGUGGAUCUAACUCUCUCGCCCUCCGUGCGCCAGGGGGCUCAGCAUCUGCUGCGAAUCUCCGGCCUCGAGACCACAACGCUCAUGAAAGUUUUCCUGUGGAAGAUAUCAGGUGGCAUGAAGCCCAACACGUUGGUCCUGGGUUUCUACGAUGACGCCCCACCGCAGGACCAUUUCCUGACGGACCCGGCUUUCUCUGAGCCUGCAGACAGUACCAGGGAGGGCAGUUCCCCAGCUCUGAGUACCCUGUUCCCUCCUCCCCGGGCUCCUGGGAGCCCCCGGGCUCUCAGUCCCCAGGACUACGUGGCCACGGUGGCUGAUGCCCUCAAGAUGAACAAGAAUGUGGUGCUGGCCCGGGCCAGUGGGGCCUUGCCCCCUGAGCGGCUGAGCCGGGGGUCUGGGGGCACUUCUCAGCUGCACCACGUGGACGUGUGGCCCCUCAACCUGCUGCGGCCCCGGGGUGGGCCCGGCUACGUGGACGUCUGCGGCCUCUUCCUACUGCAGAUGGCAACCAUCUUGGGCAUGGUGCCUGCUUGGCACAGCGCCCGGCUCCGGAUCUUCCUGUGCCUGGGGCCUAGGGAGGCGCCUGGGGCGGCCGAGGGGCGGCUGCGGGCGCUGCUGAGCCAACUGAGGAUCCGGGCUGAGGUGCAGGAGGUGGUGUGGGGCGAGGGGGCCGGGGCUGGGGAACCCGAGGCGGAGGAGGAAGGGGACUUUGUGAACAGUGGGCGGGGAGAUGCGGAGGCAGAGGCCCUGGCACGCAGCGCCAACGCCCUGGUUCGGGCCCAGCAGGGGCGCGGCACAGGAGGAGGGCCGGGUGGGCCGGAGGAUGGGGAUACCGAGGGCCCCACCACAGCCCUCACCUUCCUGUACUUGCCUCGGCCACCCGCCGAUCCCGCCCGCUACCCCCGAUACCUGGCGCUACUGGAGACUCUAACCCGAGACCUGGGCCCCACGCUACUGGUUCACGGGGUCACCCCAGUCACCUGCACUGAUCUCUGAUGCCCCUGCCUCCAAGGCUGGGUAGAGAGGGCCCAGGCAGGUGGCCCAUCCCGAUCCUGAGGAGGAGGAGGAGGAGGAGGAGCAGGAGAAAAGCACUGUGUCCCCUGGCCUUGCCCUUGGGAUGUGGAGCCCAGGGGAGGUUUGAAGGGGAUCAUGCCACCUCCUUUGGCAGAGGCACUCCAGCACACUAACUCUGGGCGCCUGUCCCCACCGUGCAGGGGAGGGAGUCCGCAGCCUCCCUUCACUGGUGCCUUGAUGCUAGGGGCCAGGCCUCCGUGACUCUGGGCUACCUCAGUUUCCCCAUUUUGGCCAGACUCACCGGCCCACUGGGGUGGUGAUGUUUUCGUUCUGUUUUAUUUUUCUAACUUUGCUGACCAGGAAUAAAAGACCAAAACACUA